Photinus pyralis (common eastern firefly) is the source of this 494-nucleotide messenger RNA. RefSeq lists its product as uncharacterized. The transcript is spliced from 2 exons. The record is from RefSeq and is a predicted model, not a curated record. Bases 24 to 440 code for a protein of 138 amino acids. Gene Ontology annotation, molecular function: odorant binding. Lineage: Eukaryota; Metazoa; Arthropoda; Insecta; Coleoptera; Lampyridae.
UGUUUAGUUAGCUAGUUUUCGCAAUGAAAAUCGCACUGUUUGUUCUGCUACUUCACUUUUAUGCCGGUGUCGCCGACAAGUACGAGGAAAACGCAUUCCUGGAAGCCAGACUGAACUUUUUCCUGUCUUUUUACACCGAGUGCAUUUGCGCAACGGGAGUCGACCCGGCUGAGGCCAACAGUUGGUUGUACAUGGCCGAAUACUCAGUCGAUCCUUGUGCCGAGUGCUUCCUGAGGUGUAUGUACUUAAAAUCGUCCGUGAUGAAUCCCGACGGCACCAUCAACUUGCACACCAUAACUAAUAAGAUGCCUUAUGUGAACGUAACCGCCGUAAAUGAGUGCAUGGCUGGGAGCACCAGUUUGGAUUUAUGCCAGCGUUCUCACGAGUUUGGCAGUUGCUUUAUCGAGAUCGCGCUUAAGUACUACUCUUACCAUCAUUAAGUGUCAUUUUGUUGGCAAUAAUAGCAUAUUUCCAGGUAAUAUUCCUAUUUCUAA